ACUAUAAUUAUUCUGUUGACAUUUGCUGUUUGGUUGGUUUUGUAAAUUGCUCUCGCUGUGUUGUCGUGCAAUACCGAAGUUAUUAAAGAGAUUAGGACCAUUUUAAAAUUUGUAUAGAUUCAUAGCAUUGCAUUAAAAGAAAAUAUUGCCAAAAUGCAGGCUGUUUCGAGCUUAGUCAAGACAACAAUUCCAAACUACAUGUCCAACUUGCCAAUACCAGACUCCUUUUCGGGUUGGUUCAAAUUGUCAUUUAAGGAUUGGAUAGCUCUUAUCCCUCCCACUGCUGUCGUUGCCGGGCUAGGUUAUGUUUCAUACUUGGCCUUUUGCCCGGCUGCGCAAAAGGGCUGCUCAGGUACCGGCCGCUGUAAUCAGUCUAUUCGUAAAUCAGAAGCUAAAGUCGUGGACAUGAUCGACAUUGAAAACAUUGCCGAAAAAGCAGCUUUCUGCCGUUGUUGGAAAACCAAAAACUGGCCCUAUUGUGAUGGCAGUCACGGUGAACACAAUAAGCGAACGGGCGAUAACGUUGGACCUGUUGUCUUACAGAGGAAGCAGUAAAUAUAUUGUUGGCGUGAAUUUGCCAACACAUUUGCAAGUUAAAACGAAGAACAGUUGUACGCAUACACAGCUAUACAUUAAUACUACUACUGUUGAGUUUGAUAUUAGCAGUCGAAUUGUUAUUUUUUCUCUUUCACUAAUCGCAUUUCAGAGAUCAGUAAAGUUAAGCUUUAAUGUUCCGUUUUACCAUAAAUAAUUUAUGUAAAGUUAUAAAUUGAAUAUUUAAAUUCUGCUUUGGAAGCAAUUGAAUCGAUCAAAAGUUUUGAUGUAAAAUAAAUUGUAAACAAGCAAAAAUGCAUAACAGAUUAAA
This is a messenger RNA of Anastrepha obliqua, 865 nucleotides long. It is a transcript of the gene Cisd2, whose product is annotated as CDGSH iron-sulfur domain-containing protein 2 homolog. Gene Ontology annotation, cellular component: mitochondrial outer membrane; intracellular membrane-bounded organelle. Gene Ontology annotation, biological process: regulation of autophagy. Bases 154 to 555 code for a protein of 133 amino acids. Gene Ontology annotation, molecular function: 2 iron, 2 sulfur cluster binding. The transcript is spliced from 3 exons. Lineage: Eukaryota; Metazoa; Arthropoda; Insecta; Diptera; Tephritidae. The record is from RefSeq and is a predicted model, not a curated record.